Orussus abietinus is the source of this 8102-nucleotide messenger RNA. RefSeq names its product E3 ubiquitin-protein ligase highwire (gene hiw). Gene Ontology annotation, cellular component: nucleus. The coding region runs from base 87 to 7232 and encodes 2381 amino acids. The record is from RefSeq and is a predicted model, not a curated record. The transcript has 22 exons. Lineage: Eukaryota; Metazoa; Arthropoda; Insecta; Hymenoptera; Orussidae.
CCAGCGGCGGGAGAUUAGCGAGAUGGCUGCAGCCGGACAGCUUCGUGGACCCGACGAAAUGCGAGGCCCUGUACUCUCGAGAAGGGAUGAGAUGCGGAUGGCCAGCGAUAGUAACGAUCCUGACCAGAGAUCAGUACGGAGACGUGGUGUACGUGCCAGGUCUGAAAAUCGAGGUAAACGCGGUGCCAAUAGACAAGAAAGACAUCUCGGACUCGGACCAGGGAAGAAAGAUCAGACGAGUCUCCCAGCCGGACCCGAUGACGUUCGGAGGCCAUCCCCAGCCAUCUCUGGACGUGCCCUACGAGGUCACGGUGAACAAUAAGAUGUGCUUCUACGCGAUCACCAUCAUGAAGGCCUACCAGAAUUACUCCUUCGAGGAGCUGAGGUACACCUCGCCGACCCUGAAGAGGUCCAGCAAGAGCAUGCUGGUCAGGUCCAACAGGGACGGGAGCUACAACGCCACGUGGACCCCAUCAUCCGUGGGAUGGUACUCCCUGGUCAUCACCGUGGACGGAUACGCCAUGGAAGACAGUUACACGGUGGAGGUGAAGAAACCUCACCAGGGGGUGCAGCCACCUACUCAGAGUGUCGCGAAGAAGCCUCAUCAACCUACUCGCGUUAGGAAAUUUGUCAUGAAGAACAGUGCUGGACUGAGGAUCAGGGCCCAUCCCUCCCUCCAGAGCGAACAGAUAGGGAUUGUCCCUGUGGACGAGACCAUAGUCUUCGUGGACGAGGUCCACAACGACGAUGGUGUCUGGCUUAGACUGAACUCAGAGACCAUCAAGGAAUACUGCAAUCAGGGGCAUUUAGAAGCCUGGUGCUUGCAGUAUCAUCAGCACUUCGGGAGGACUCUUCUGGUCCCGGUCGAGGAGCCCAAAUCUAUUCCGGACCACGUGAUAAAGGAGACCAUUCACAAGAAGAAGUCGGAAGUGAACGAAAACAAGAGGAAGAUGGUGACGUUCGAGAACGGGAGGAGCAUGCUGGUGGUCCAGUGUGGAGCUUCCGGGCACAACGUCAGGAGCAGACCCAGCCUGGAUGCUGCUCCGGUGGGGAUGCUGGCACUAGGGAACGUCGUCAUGGCUCAGGAACAUUUUGUGAACGCCGAGGGCACGUGGGUGCGCAUCGACGAGGAGUCCGCCAGGAGGUACUGCUUCGUGACAGACGGAGAAGCCUGGUCUCUGGCAGUCGGCAAAAAUGGGGUGGUCUACAUGAGAGCGGAAAAGGACUUCGGCAAUGACCCUGUAGAAAAGAGACCGAUGCUGCCCGACAUCCCGUACUCUCCCGGCACAAAGGGCUUCGACUUCUCCGUCACUUCCGGCGGCCAGGAAGGCUUCAACUUCGGAAGCGACAAGUGCACCCCGGAAAGGAACGACGUGUCCCCAAAGUUCACGAAGCCGCACUCGAAGGAGAGGGUGGCCAAGGAAAGGGAGCGAGAGGGUGGCGGAAAGUUCAGCGCUAUCCAGAAAUGGCUCAGAGGGGACGAUAAAGGGGAAAAGAGGAGUUCCCCAGGAAGAGACUUCUCCGAAUUCGUAGGGGUUUCCGUGAAAGAGAUAGUCAAGGCUAUCGGCGAGAGUCGGGCAAACGGGAACGGGUUCACGUCCCCUGAAAGGAGGACCUCCAGGAGUUCGUCUCCGAAAAACACCCAAGGUGGGUCUCCGAGAUUUCAGAGCCGUUCCUCUAGUCCAGUCCCCAUACCCGGUGGGCGAAGUUUGAUGGGAGAGGCAGACAGUGCCAGCAGCAGCCCUCUGCUCUGCGGCUCCCCUCGAAGUGUCGGCCUCUCUCCUUUAGUGUCCGAAGGGAUGUUGGACAGCGCGACGUCCCAGAGAAGAGGAUCCACGCAGAGCGACACGAGUGCGUUGGUCAGCAGUUUGACGAGAGACGCUUCCCAGUCCCCCAGUGGGGUCAGCUCCGCAGCAUAUACCAGAGACGUGUCCCCAAGUCCCAGCAGCUCUUCGCACACGAGGUCCGAAGGGAGCAUCUCAAGUUCCCCGGACACACCCAGGAGGGACCGCGGAGACUCGCAGGACAGUCCCAGGACGAUGUCCCAGGCGCAGACGCAGACAAGCCCCGAGAGUGCCGCAACCGCGAUGAAGGGCCACUUCAGCAUCGGGUCUUCAGGGAUGAAGGAAGAGCGCCACUCACCGAAACUGGGUCGUCGGGAUCACGGGAAGACGGUGAAGCCUCGCACGAAGCGCGCCAUGUCGCCGGCGAACGGCCAACAGACGCCGAACACCAGCAGGACCUUGAACCUGAAGAAGAACAAGGUGAAAGGAGCCAUCAGCCCAUCUGUAGCGGAAUGCCUCAGGGCGGUCUUCGCCGCCUUCCUCUGGCACGAGGGCAUCAUCCACGACGCGAUGGCCUGCGCGAGUUUCCUGAAGUUCCACCCUAACAUGCCGAAGCAAGGCGCCCUCGUGGUGACCAGGCAGUCUUCAGCUCCUCCCAGCGAUCAACGUUCUCAGGAAUUGACAAAGGAGCAAAAGGCCCGACAAAGACACUCCGUCGAGGUGACCAACGCCGGGAAUUACCUGCACAUCCAGCCGAGCACUCUGGAGACCCUGACCAGGUCGGCGGCAAACGCGAACGCGAACCGCAACCGGAAGAAGCAAGAAAGCUCCAUCAAGGAGGAGGCCCAGCCCGCUGAGAAGCUGAGCUUGCUUCCAGAGUUCCAGACGGUCGCGAUCCUUCCCCCAGCCCUGAAGAGCCUGGUGUUCCUCUGGGAAGAACUCAGCACGAGCUGCCUCCAAGCUAUCGAGCGGCAGAGCGUGCUUCCCAGCUCGAUGAUGCAGAUGCAGACGAUGAAGAUACCCCGAAGAGCGCCAACCGAGAAGGGUCAGAAGGAAGAUCGAGGUCCUGAAAGGGAAAGAAAAGGCAGUAAGAAGAAGAAAGACUGCAAGCCAGUCGCGAAGACACCAUCUGGGGAGAGCGUUAGCAGCGAACGCGAGAUCAUGUGCGACCUCUGUGGUCUCAGUUACCCAUCCCCAGUGACCUCUCACAUGAGGAUGACCCAUCCCGGCUGCGGUUGGUACGCCGGGGGUAAAGGGUACAACAAGUUCGGCAAGUUCAUAGGCGGCUGUCCCGGGAAUUGUGGAGAAGGUGGAGUAGGGAAGUCCGACUGGUACCUGAUAUGCGACACUUGCAGGGAGAAGUACCAUAAAGCUAGGAAGUACAAGCUGGGGAAGAAGUUGGUGACCGGGGUCACCCAAAGGAAGGGCGCGACCAAGGUGUCCUCGCCGGUCAGCAGUCCCAUCGGGAACGACACUCAUGUCAUCAUGAAGAAUAACGCCAUGUUCCUGCUGGACCUAGCCAGCGCUUCAGGGUUGAACAUCCCCAAGCAGCAGAGGAGGCCCUCGCAGACCCUGUCUUCCGUUGCCGAGAAUUACAGUCCCCCGGAAGCUGCUGGACCGUUUCCCCCAACCGGGCCGUUCCAGUGUCUUCAAGCCCUGGGGAUUCACAGCUCUCAGAGCCACGACGAGAGGUAUUACGAGGAGACCCUGAGGAGACACAGUACCCAGCAGAAUCUCCACGAGGGAACUGCUGGCUCCAAUGGGAGGCCCCUGUCCGAGUGCCCGAUGAGCGACAGCGAUGGAAGCAGCGGCAAAAGUCGCGGAAUGUUCCACAGAUCCGUGUCCAUGUCCACUGGAGCCCCUUGGGCGAGGAACAGCAGCGAUGGUAGGGUCGUCAUGAUGCGAAAGAGGAACAACAGCAGCAGUGACAUGAACAACGCAGAUGCAAGCUCGUCCCUGCUUUGCUACCCAUCGGCUGCUCUUCAGAAGUUGGUUCCAUCGAUAGACCAGUCCUCAAUAGUGUCUUCGUCUCAGACCGAAAACGCCAGCAAUGACAGGGUCAACCUCCUGAUCAGGCCUGUCAUGAUGUUCAUUCUUCAGCAACACAAUCUUCAGCAUCUCCAGCUGGCGAUGAAGCAGGCCCUCAGACGAGCGGCUUGCAGAGUCUACGCGAUGCAAGCCUUGAACUGGUUGCUGAGGAGUGUCACUCAGCCGAUUUGUUUGCACGAUCUGCUCUGGUGGUUCGUGGCAUCCCUGACGCCCGUGACUUCCGACGCCAUGGAAGUGGACGGUGACGACGACGGCAGAGCGGACAAGCGAGAUGAUCUGGACAUGAGCGGCGUGCGGGAGCAUCCUCUCAGCGACCUCGUGAUCGCUGGCGAAGCUGCGAAUCCUCUGCCGAUCGCGUUCCACACAUUGCUGCAAACCAUUGCUGACCUGAUGCUGCUGCCUCCACUUGGGUCGCCGUUGCAGCAGGCAGCAGUGCGUUGCUGGGGCAUCAGGUUCACCCCCGCGGAUCAUAUGUUUCUUCAUAGAAGCCACGUGUUCAGCAACAUCAGUAAGAUCCUCUCCCGGUCUGAAGAAGAGGAGGACGUGACCAUGAGCAUGCACGAGAGUCAUCAGUCGACCUAUUCCCAACAAGUGACCAGCUACGUAGAAGCCCUCAAGGACCUCACCAGCAGCGUCGACAUAAAGGCUUCCAGCAGACAAGCCAUGAUCGGCAGUCUGACCGACAACUCUACCGAGACAUUCUGGGAAUCGGGUGACGAAGACAGAAACAGAACCAAGACCAUCACCAUCAUUUGCGGUGCUCGCUCCUUCCCUCGCAUGGUCUACAUUCACAUAGACAAUUGUCGCGAUCUGACGCAUAAAGUGUCAACCGUGAUCUUUCAAUCUGGACCCAACGCGGACGAGCUGGUGAACCUGAAGACCAUUGAAAUCGAGAGUAGAUCUGCAGGGUGGUUGAGCUGUCCCAUUGCAGAUCAACGUCACGUCGUGGUGGGUCUGAAGUUAAAGGGGCCGGACAACUCGCUGCGAGUACGGCAAAUACGGGUUUUGGGCGAGAUAGAGGGGGAGUCCCUGAAAAUAGGUCGGCAGCAUAGUUCGCUCACAAUACAGCAGCGAAACUGCGAGGUGGAAACUUUAAAAGUCUUCCGGCUGAUUACGUCGCAGGUAUUCGGCAAGUUGAUUCAGUCCGACCAGUCGCAGGAGUCGGCGGAAGACAGCAACGACGACCUGGAGGACAGCAACGACCUCCGCGAGCACAUGGUCGGGAUCCUCUUCAGCAGGAGCAAAUUGACCCACCUGCAGAAGCAAGUUUGCACUCACAUAGUUCAGGCAAUUCGCAAAGAAUCCCUCCGUCUUCGGGAAGAGUGGGAGACGCUAUUAUGUUCCCCAACACCAGCGAACAGCGUCCUCAGCGAGGGCAGUGACUUGCCGAAAACAGCGGAUUCGUAUUGCUUCGAGAUGCUGUCGAUGGUGUUGGCCUUGAGUGGUAGCUCAGUGGGGAGGAAUUACCUGUCUCAUCAGUACGGGUUGCUGAAGGACUUGCUGAGUUUGCUGCACACCGGCUCGGCCAGGGUGCAGCGCCAGGUGACCUCGUUGCUGAGGAGGAUCCUGCCGGAAAUCAAGCCAGAGACUCUGGCCAGCGUGAUGAACGUCGAGAGGCUGCCGCCCUCCGACUUCAGCAUCAUCUCGGCAGCCAGCAACAACUACACCCAUCCCCAGGAAUUCAACGAACGAUUUGCCGGCAUUCUGGACGUCUUCUUGAGCUGCAUCGCAAAGGCCUUGACGGUUCAGGUCAAGGUAAAGGGAAAAGAGAAUAACGGAAAGGCUCUUCAGUCCGUGACCCUGGCGUCCAGCAUCGACUCCAAAACCAUCGCGGAGAGCAGGUGGUACCUCAGGGGCUGCAUGCCUCGGAAACUGGCAGAAGUGAUCAUACAGCUUCUAAAACACAUGGCCGCUGGCAAGUUGUCCGAGUCCUGGGCAGCGGUGACGAAGGCCGCUAUCGCCGAGAACAUCGUCAACCUGACCAGACUGGAGGACAGAAGCCGCGACCCUACGGAGUGCCUCCACACUCCUACAUUAUGGCUAGCCUUGGCUUCCCUCUGUGUUCUGGAUUCCGACCACGUAGAGAGACUCUCAUCGGGCCAGUGGAACGCUGCCAAUGGCCAACCUCCUCCGCCUAGGCAAAUCUGCAGCAACCACGACGACGGGGAGACCACCGCGAUCAUCCAGUGCAACACCUGUGGGAAUCUCUGUGCCGACUGCGAUCGCGUGUUGCACCUGCACAGGAGAACUCGGUUACACGUGCGCCAGGUCUGCAAGGAAGAGGAGGAAGCGAUAAGGGUGGAUCUGCACGAGGGGUGCGGCAGAACGAAGCUCUUCUGGGUCCUGGCCUUGGCCGAUAGUCGGACCUUGAAGGCGUUGGUGGAAUUUCGAGACGGUUCUCCACGGAAACCUGUCGGCACGACCUCGGGGGUCUGCAGGUUCUGCGGUACCACCGGGAACACCGGUCUCCUGGCCAUCGGGAAUGUUUGCGCCGACCACGACUGCCAGGAACACGCGAGGAACGCUUGCAGCAAGGUGCACACCUGUGGCCACCUCUGUGGGGGCGUCAGGAACGAGAGACCUUGUCUACCGUGUCUUCAUAGGUGCAUUUCCAGCGAGGACCUCAAACAGGACGCGGAUGAUAUGUGCAUGAUCUGCUUCACCGAGGCCUUGUCCUGCGCUCCGGCUAUCCAGCUGCAGUGUGGACACGUGUUCCACCUGCACUGCUGCAGGAGCGUGCUCCUGAAGAGGUGGACAGGACCCAGGAUCACCUUCGGCUUCUCGUUCUGUCCCAUCUGCAAGGUGCCCAUGGACCAUCCUACCCUGACGGAACAGCUGGCUAGCAUCAAGGAGCUAUACGAGGACGUCAGGAGAAAGGCUCUCAUGAGGCUGGAGUACGAAGGCCUACACAAAGCCGAAGCCGUGACCGCUCCCGGCGGGCGUUACUAUCAAGAUCCGGCCGCAUACGCAAUGGACCGGUACGCUUAUUACGUCUGCUACAAGUGCCAGAAGGCCUACUAUGGCGGAGAGGCGAGAUGCGACGCGCAACUAGGAGGCGAAUCCUUCGACCCGACCGAGCUGGUCUGCGGUGGGUGCAGCGACGUGGCAAGAGCUCAGAUGUGCCCCAAGCAUGGAGCGGACUUCCUCGAGUACAAGUGUCGGUACUGCUGCUCGGUGGCGGUCUUCUUCUGCUUCGGGACCACGCACUUCUGCAACCCCUGCCACGACGAUUUCCAGCGAGUCACCAACAUCGUGAAGAGCGAUCUUCCGGCUUGCCCUGCAGGGCCGAAAGCACAGCAACUGGAGGGAGACGAGUGCCCCCUGCACGUGAAGCAUCCACCAACGGGCGAAGAGUUCGCCCUGGGUUGCGGCAUUUGUCGCAACGCGCACACCUUCUAAAUCUGCAUGCAAGAGUCACCAGGAGAUGAGUCCUCGACCAAGUCCAGCCACGCUAAGACUUCUAAUGAAUUUCCGUGGCUUUCGACUCUCCUGAAGUGAACCAAGUCGCCCAGGAAGCGACCGGACUCGCGAAGGUCGGAUGUUCGAAUGGACCCGACCUCUUCGGGGUCGUCAAGUUCUCCGCAGGCCAGAAGUGUCGGAACUGUUCUCCCACGCUUCUCGGCUAGUCGGGGUGGCGUAACUUUAGGAAUCUACCCAUUAAGUCGUAAAUGUAUGUCCUUUUUAUCGAUAAAUCGCCGGAGACCCGUGGGGCACUUUCCGACCCUCCCGGGGACCAUCGCCCGUCGCGAUGAAUGUUGUUCGACGCGGAACGAUGGGAUUAUUUAUUGAAUCGCGAGUGAGGUAGUUAAAUAUACGGAUAUGCGACCGCCUGCGGUCGGCGAACUUUUCGCGGUUCCUUCCGGCCGCGGCGAAAGGACGCCAUUGUUCUUCGAGCCUCUUCGAAUCUCUUCGAGGUGGUCGGCGUAAGCCUGUGAAUUCCGUGCAUUUUCGUACGUUUGCAUUUUGUUCUUGUCUCUUUACACUUUUGCAGGACCGUCGCGCCGUGUCUAUCGCCAUCGGCUUCGAAAGAAAUUAACAGUCGAGGCAUCAAAGAUGGUGACCUGGGAUCCUCGAUCCGAUGAUGUAACAAUGGUGGUGCCCGGAGAACCGCGUUCUCCGGACGCUGCUAGUUGCGACCAUUUAGGACGUAUAUAGAUUAUAUAUAAAUAAAUAUAUAUAUAUAGAUAUUCUGUAUGAUAAUGAAAAAUGAAUUCCUCGCUUGUGAGGCUUCGUGUUCCCAGGUCUUUUUCUGGUAAAUUAAACAAGAAU